Molecule: messenger RNA, 639 nt
Organism: Suricata suricatta (meerkat)
Lineage: Eukaryota; Metazoa; Chordata; Mammalia; Carnivora; Herpestidae
Gene: PFN1
Product: profilin 1
Exons: 3
Coding region: 171-593 (140 amino acids)
Biological process (GO): positive regulation of actin filament bundle assembly; actin cytoskeleton organization; regulation of actin filament polymerization
Cellular component (GO): cytoplasm
Molecular function (GO): actin binding
Source: RefSeq, a predicted model, not a curated record
GAGGAGCAGGAAGUGGCGGUGCGAGGGCUGCUGCACAGCUAGCAGAGCCGCGGUCCGGACGGCAGCGCGUGCCCCGAUCUCUCCGCCUCCCCCUGCCCGCCAGCCCGAGGCCCCCGAGCUCAGCCCGCCGCCCCAGCAGUAGCGCCCAGGGCAGCCCCAGCAGCAGCGCCAUGGCCGGGUGGAACGCCUACAUCGACAACCUCAUGGCGGACGGGACCUGUCAGGACGCGGCCAUCGUGGGCUACAAGGACUCGCCCUCCGUCUGGGCCGCUGUCCCCGGGAAGACCUUCGUCAACAUCACGCCAGCUGAGGUUGGUGUUCUGGUUGGCAAAGACCGGUCAAGUUUUUUCGUGAACGGGCUGACACUUGGGGGCCAGAAAUGCUCUGUUAUCCGGGACUCGCUGCUGCAGGAUGGGGAAUUUACCAUGGAUCUCCGUACCAAGAGCACCGGCGGGGCUCCCACCUUCAACAUCACUGUCACCAUGACUGCCAAGACGCUAGUCCUGCUGAUGGGCAAAGAAGGGGUCCACGGCGGGAUGAUCAACAAGAAAUGUUAUGAAAUGGCCUCCCACCUGCGGCGUUCCCAGUACUGACCUCUUCCACCCCCCCCCCCACUGCUUUUGCACCCCUCUCCUUCCC